CGUUGUGCGCCACCGUCGGACGUGGUGUUGUGUGUCUCGAGUGCGCGCGGAAAGAGACUCGCGGUGGUGGUUCGACGUUGUCUCGCUCCUGAAAUCGCGAGCCAGCCAGCCAGCGAACGCGAGCGAGCGAGCGAGCGAGGGUGAUGCGCGUACUCUAGAGCGAGGAAGAGAAAGAGAGAGUGUCAUCGGCGCGUAAAGAGCUCGCGCGCGCGCGUGCGUGCGUGCAAUACGUGCGUGCGUACGUACCGUGCACGCGAGUAGUGUUCUAGUGUUUCCUCCUCCGUAACGCGCUUUCAGUCAGGGUGUGUGUUGUGUGUGUGCCGUAUAUACUACUCCGUGCGCGCGCGCGCGUGUGUGUGUGUGUGUUCCGUCGCCUGGUUUGGUCUCGAUAUCGCGCCGUGGCUUCUGCUCUCGCGCUUCUACGGCCGCUCUCGUACAUACAUACACACACACACACACACAAACAUACUUAAUACGGAUACGCGUAUACACGGGUGCGGGCGCGCGCGCGCACACACGCGCGUAACACGUACACGGGAACAACACGACGUGGAGGCAUGACAGCGACGCGGGAGUGUUACCCCAUACGGAUCCUCCCCGACCAGGUAACAUUUAAAUACCCUCGCCAGGUUCUCGGUGCACGUCGAUCGGUUCAGCCUGCAGUGAUCUUGUGAGAGAGGCGAGAAAGAAGACCAGCUGCCUGCAGGCUGCGCCCAGCGUCGCGCGCGCACACCGAGAAGCAACCUCCUCGUGUCAAGCGUGAGGACGACGACGACGACGACAACGACGACGACGACCGCGACGACGACGACAACGGCGAGGAGGAGAAGGAGAAGGAGGAGGAGGAGGAGGAAGGGCAAUACUCUACCGGACGAGAGAGCAAGUGACAAAAAGGACAGUGAGGGUGAGGCAAAGAGAGAGGGAGAGAAAGACAGACACGAGCGAAAGGAAAGAAGGACAGACAGAGGAUGAAUGGCCCCGGGAGUCAUCAGCACCGCGGCUUGGGCAUGCAGGGACGUUACAGAACCGUGGUGGCCAAUGGCGCCCCGUCGGGGCCGCACGCGCGCGCCUCCGCGUCGUCUCAUCCCCGCAACGGCGGAUGGCACCCCCACAGUCUGCAUCAGCAGCAGCGGCAGCAGCAGCAACAGCAGCAGCAGCAGCAAUUCGCCGCCGGCAGCAAGGAAUACCCGUACCGGCAGUGCCCGCCACGAUAUCACAAUGGGGAUUGCCCCGGGGUCGGCACGUCCUCCGGACCGGCCGGCAAGGAGGUUUCCUAUCACGGGAACGUGGGUGGAAGCAGCGUGGGAUAUAAGCCGCCACCGCAGCACAGCCCACAGACGAGGGGCCCGCCGCCGCACUUCCCCCAGGAGCCGGUAGGCCCGCCGGCCAACUCCCCGCCGUUGCACAUCAGUAUCUGCCAACAGGAGAACACGAUGCGCGGCCCUAUACUGAACAUGAGUCCCGGUCUCGGAGCCAGCGGAGUAGACAUGGAGUACCGCAGGAACUCUCAAGCCACGAACCAGCUACCUCUGAGCCCCGUGCAAAUCCAACCGUCGCCGCCUUACUACAGGCAGCCUAGUCAGGACGACGGCAGAAAAAGCGAGUCGCCGUCGAGGAAGCGUCGCCGAAUAUCUCGCAACGGUGCCGUGUCUGGGAUAGAGGUACGGGAAACGACACCGCCAGCGCCGACGCCACCCCUGCACACGACCCCGCCGCCUUGGGAAUUCGGGGGCGCGCCACAACGGCGCUCGCCCCGCAAUCACAUAUCCACCCGCGGCAGUCCGACGGUUAGGAAUCGUUAUCAGCGUUACACGGAAUCGUUCGGGCUCUCCUAUCCGUUCCUGCCGGGUCACAAUCCCCAUCAGAACAUCCACAAUUCCCAUCACGGCCUUCACAAUUCGCAUCACAACAUCCACGGCUCUCACCCGCACGGUCUGCACAACGGUCCCCACCAUAACAUCCACAACGCCCAUCAGGCGCAUCCCCAUCCGCACCCGGCGGCCGGUGGUACUGGGCACCAUCCCGCGCAGGGUGCGAACGCGCCUGUGGUCGUCGACGUGGGUCAAGUCGGCGUGUCCGGCCUAGGGGUCGCCGUUAGCGGAGAACCGCUGUGGCAUCCGCAGGCGACCGGCUACAGGAUUCCGUGUCAGCUUCACAGCCUCUACACGCCUCACGGAACGCAUCCGUUCGGACACUCGUGCCAGGUGACGCAUCAUCACAAUCAUUAUUCUGCCGCUCAUCCAACGCAUCCGAGUCACGGAAUCGUUAGUUCUUUGGUGGGUGCCGCACCCAGAGGAUACGCGCCACCGGCCGGUGGCGUUGCAGGACUGCACACUGCGGGUCCACCGCCCGUCCACACUGAUUACACCGCGCAUCAUCAAUUGUCUCAGCAGAGGGAAGUCGAGCUCGAACUGAUCGAGUCUCAUCAUCACCACAGAGUGGGUGCCGCAGCUGGUGCACCAUUACCGUUACCGCACUCGUAUUCUCCGCCGGCUCUUACACAGGUGACAACACCGCCGCCCCUAUUCUUGUCGGAGACGCGAAACAGUCAAUUGGAGAUUGUACAGAACAGAACUCGGCGAUUAACAUCCAACGUUCUGCGACGGCCGAGAUUCGGUAGAUGGAGGAACACAACUCAAUUACCCAUGGCUUAUCCGGGAUAUUUACUGCACUUCUUAGCGAUGUUCAGCAAUCCACCGCUGUCCCCCUACAAUCAGGCCGAAUUGUCCUCGCCCGACUCGGUCACGGAAAACUACGAGGCGUUGCUGUCCCUAGCCGAGAGACUGGGCGAGGCCAAGCCGCGGGGUUUGACUCGCGCGGAGGUCGAGCAGCUACCCUCUUACAAAUUCAACGCAGAGACACACCAAGGCGAUCAGACCAAUUGCGUCGUGUGCAUGUGCGACUUCGAGGCCCUCCAAUCUCUACGUGUUCUGCCAUGCUCUCAUGAAUUUCAUUCUAAGUGCAUCGACAAAUGGCUUAAGUCCAACCGAACAUGUCCGAUAUGCCGCGGUGACGCCGGAGAAUAUUUUGGCAAUAGCAGCAGCAGUUCCGACUGACGCCAGGCCGGCGAUGUACACUAGCGCGAAACGUCGCAGUCAUCGAGAACGUUACUGCUGCGUGUUACGGGGAUGCCAGUCGUCGCGUUGCUGCUGUUUCACACGAAUCCGUGUCAUUAAACAUUCGCGUCAUCUUGGCUCGAGAUACGCCCUCCGAUGCAAGAUGUUUCCCGAUCGAUUGAUCAACGAUAAAAUCAUCUUUCACCCAUUUGAAAAUAACGAUGCUGUGAAAAACUGGCUGAAUAGUGUGAUGAGAGAACAGUUGUGAACGUACGACGUUCGAUGUAAGCGGAGAUAUCAAGCUCGAGGAACGGUAACAGCGUCUUUUCCGUCUUGCGUUUUAAGAGGUAUUAGCGAGACGCAAUAAAAAAGCAAUUUAGAGCAAAACGGCGAAAUAGUCAAGAGAUUCAACGUUCCGUUAGAUUACGGCGCAUUUCCUAUCAAAAAGAAAAAGAACAAGCGGAGUCGGAUAUUACUCUUGUUUAUAAUAUGCUUUCAAUUAAUAUUUUAACGCUCAUUAAUUAUUUGUAUCGCUAAUCUGCAUUAUCGAAUUUAUGUACAUAAAAUAGCUGUAUAUGCAGACAUUACAACUUUCCAUUAACGUUCCAUUCUUUUUAUAGUUUGUCUUUCAAUCCAGUAUAAUUUGUAUAUAUUUGCAUAAACACCCUUAUACGUGUGCGCGUACAAAACCAGUGUUAGUUUUGUUUGGACCUAACCAAAUGUAGACCACGAAUUCUUUUGCAAUAAAAAAAAAAGUGUUUAUCGUCAGGUAAGGGAAAAAAAAUUGUAACUUCCUACUGUUAUAGGCUCUUGUGUCUUUGUAGUAUAUCUAUAUAUAUAUAUGUAUAUACAUAUAUAUAUAUAGACCAGCUAAUUAUUUUAUUAUAUUAUAGAAAUGUAUGUAAGUAAAAUUAAAAUUAGUUUGGCACCUUAAGUGCCGUAGGUAGAAAUUGUUGGAUUAUUGCACCAGAUGCCACGUAACUAUUUUAUAAAAUAUCUGUAGGUCCGUGUUUAAACCGAAAUUCGUUUCUCUCUCUUGCGGUAUAAUUAAUCAUGAUUAUUUUUUUCAUCUAAGUGUGCUCUAACGUGUGUGGUUACGAUUAUUGUGUUGCGCACUUUGUGAAAUCUGAUUUAAGCGAUUACAUCCUAAACGAGCGCGUGAGAGUUUCGCGCGAGAGGGGAGAUUGCUUUUGAACCGCGAGAGAGACGACCUGGCGCAUAAUGUCAAAUGCACCCAAAAAGAAAAGAAAAAAAAUGGAAAAAAAAUAACGUAAGAAUAUCGCUUCUGUUUCCUGCGUAUCUACCUCUAAUAGAAGAAACGAGACGAUUCAUAUUUUUUUAUAUACACAUCUCAUAAACAAUAAACAUUACCUAUGAUAAGUAAAAUGGAAGUGACCGGCUAGGAAACGAGGUCUAGAUAUUUCGACACAUUCAAAGAAUGACAAAUAAGAAGACUAAACGAUUGUAGAGAAAGAACUUCUGGAAAUAACCAAAAAAAAUACGCCCUAAAUACGAGAUGCGAAUAUAAUAUCGCAAUUGAGAAAUUUGAUUAAGGACGAGACGUGUUAAAUUUUUCAAUUGGAAUUGAAAAUACGUUCCGCGGUAUACAUUCAUUAGAAGCGGUUACAGCGCAGAUCGGAUUUUGCCACGAACAAGUUGUGUGCGUUUUUUUUUUAGUUGAUUAUAUAACGCUUCCUUAUUUAUAUAUACGUCUAUACGAGUGUCGGAGGAUUGAGAGGAUGUUUAUUACUCUUGUUAUUUUUAAGAUGUUCAAUAUACAUUGUUAGACAACAUAUGUUAUUGGCAAGAUAUGAAUUGUUGAAAAUAGUUUCUCUUAUGUUUCAAAAUUAAUAAAAUUGAGUAUAUAAUCUGCGUCGUUUUUAGCCGACUUAAUGGCGUUUACCAUUAUUUUUUCUUUUUGUCUCGAUACGUUCCCUUCUGACACAAGCAAACUUCCGUUCCAAUUUCUCACGAUAAUCAAAGAGGGAAGUUUAGAAAUACGUGCUCGCACUGUGAAAACUCAAUAGUCAUUUCUAGAUACAAUUCGUGAAAUUUAAUGUGGCUCCUUGCGAGAUCGCACACACGAAAUAACAAUCGCGAGAGACGAGCUCCAGCGGAAUGCAAUUGGCGAUCUGUUCGAAUAAAAUACUACUCGAUAGAGAUGCGCAUGUUGUGUUUGCGUGCGGUAUUGUGUGUGUGCGUGAGUGCGUGCGUGCGAAGAGAGAGAUUUGCUAAGAAAUGCACGUUAUUUCUCUCGGACUUAACCACAGAACGCGCGAGGAAAUUUCUUUAUGGAAUAUGUGCAUUACACCUGUAAUGUCCAGAUUCAUAAAAUGUAUCGACGUCGCGUUUCAUGAUUUAAGGGGAGACAGAUAAGAUUUGCAUGAUUAAAUUGAAAGUGAAAUUUGCAAAUUGAUUUCAGGGAAAGCAAUAAAUAAGCCGUAGUUUUUCAUUUAUUCCUUUCUCUGUUACUAGGUGUUACGUGUUUAUUAUAUUUCAAAUAUAACAAAUUCACGUACAAAAUUUGUUAAAAAUAUAAAAGUUUUUUGUUAUCAAACACAAACUCGAAAAUUUCGAGUACCUCGCGUUUUGUUUCUGACUUCUAAGGAAACAACAUAUUAUUUUCUAGUCUAGUAUCUGCGGGACACUGUUCUACAGAUUGAAUCUAAAAUCUAGACUGUUAGAAAAAUAUUACAAAAUGAUGACAAUGUAAAUAACGCGUGCGCGCAAAAUAAUUUUACGUUU
Messenger RNA from Wasmannia auropunctata (little fire ant), 5801 nucleotides. It is a transcript of the gene mura, whose product is annotated as RING finger protein 44. Lineage: Eukaryota; Metazoa; Arthropoda; Insecta; Hymenoptera; Formicidae. The transcript is spliced from 10 exons. Bases 969 to 3056 code for a protein of 695 amino acids. The record is from RefSeq and is a predicted model, not a curated record.